Lasiosphaeria miniovina is the source of this 534-nucleotide messenger RNA. RefSeq lists its product as uncharacterized. Lineage: Eukaryota; Fungi; Ascomycota; Sordariomycetes; Sordariales; Lasiosphaeriaceae. The transcript is spliced from 3 exons. The record is from RefSeq and is a predicted model, not a curated record. Bases 1 to 534 code for a protein of 177 amino acids.
AUGAAGUUCUCUCUCCUGUCCCUUGCCGUCUUCGCGUCGGCCGUGGCCGCCCAGACCACCGCUGCGGCGGACUCGUCUUCGGAUUGCGCUGCCGACUACAUCGUCAGCAGGUGUCUUGAGACGGAGAACGAUAAGCUCGAUGCCUGCGUGACUGGCGACUGGAACUGCAUGUGCUCGCAGUGGCAAAACAUCGUAACAUGCUACAACAACUGCCCCAACGAUCAACGAGUGUCCACCGCCAAAGGCCAGGAGCAGAUCUUCUGCGGCUACGCCAGCCAGUUCCCGUCCGCCACCCCGACCAAAGCGGCGGCGGCCAAGACGACAGUCCCGACCCCCGCCGCCACGACAAGCGGUGCCGCCGCCCAGAGCCAGGCUGAGGACGCGGCCGCCACCGCCACCACCACGGGCACCAACACUGCCACCUCGACAGGCACUGCGGCUUCUACCACCAAGUCGAGCAGCGCCGGCGACCUCGUCCUCAACACGGGCAGCAUCCUAGCGGCUGUCGCUGGUGUUGUGGCUGCGGUGUUGUAG